This is a messenger RNA of Brassica oleracea var. oleracea, 921 nucleotides long. RefSeq lists its product as uncharacterized. Lineage: Eukaryota; Viridiplantae; Streptophyta; Magnoliopsida; Brassicales; Brassicaceae. The coding region runs from base 1 to 921 and encodes 306 amino acids. The record is from RefSeq and is a predicted model, not a curated record. The transcript has a single exon.
AUGCAUAAGUAUGAUGGUGUAAAGGCGGAGCCAAAAUGUAAUGAUAUCAACGAGCUUAUGCGUAGUGAUCAUGGGAUCGAGGUGUCCAAGUCUUUAGCGUGGGAUGCGCGUGAGUAUGCUAUCAACACAAUGAGAGGUAUUCCAGAAACAGGUUAUGUGAAGAUUCCCAAAUACUUGCAAAUGAUGAAGAAAACUAAUCAUGGGUCACAUACAUCUUACGAAACUGACAAGGAUGGGAGAUUCAGAUUCCUUUUCAUCUCGUUUGGGCAGUGUGUCCGAGGUUUUUACAGAGCCAUUCGAAAAGUUAUUGUUCUCGAUGGGACGUUUUUUAAGAGCAAAUUCAAAGGUAUUUUACUGGUUGCUACUGCUUUGGAUGGAAACUCAAAUUUAUAUCCACUUGCAUUUGGAGUUGUUGACUCAGAGAAUGACCGUUCGUGGGACUGGUUUAUUAGACAACUUAAAUUGGUUAUUGCUGACGAGCAGAGUUUAGCUUUUGUGUCUGAUAAGAAUACCUCACUUGCUAAAGCUAUUGUAAACAUGUACCCUCAAUCUCAUCAUGGAAUUUGCAUUCACAACUUGCUAAAUAAUUCUGUAACUUAUUUCCAUGGAAAAGGUUUAGUUGGUUUGGUUGUAAAGGCUUCUAAAGCUUAUCGAGUUGCUGAUUUUCAGAAGAUCUUUACAGAUAUUUGCUCGAUUAGUCCUACGAUUGGAAAAUAUCUAAUAGAAGCUGAUGUGAGAAAGUGGGCUCGCUGUCAAUUUCCUGGUUUUAGGUAUGAUAUUAGGACCAAUAAUCCUGCUGAAUCGAUGAAUUUUGCAUUGCGUUUGCCAAGGGAAUUUCCGGCCAUUCCUCUAUUGGACAUCAUAAAGGAAAUGAUGACUCGAUGGUUUUUUGAACGUAGAACUCUAAGUUCUAAGAAUUAA